Lepus europaeus (European hare) is the source of this 1873-nucleotide messenger RNA. RefSeq names its product 3'(2'), 5'-bisphosphate nucleotidase 1 (gene BPNT1). Bases 241 to 1212 code for a protein of 323 amino acids. Gene Ontology annotation, biological process: phosphatidylinositol phosphate biosynthetic process. Lineage: Eukaryota; Metazoa; Chordata; Mammalia; Lagomorpha; Leporidae. The transcript is spliced from 10 exons. The record is from RefSeq and is a predicted model, not a curated record. Gene Ontology annotation, molecular function: 3'(2'),5'-bisphosphate nucleotidase activity.
CGAAGCAGCCACUGUGCGCUUGCGCCGAAGCCGCCGCAUGCCCAGUGGCUGCGGCAGGGUUGCCCUCCAGCCCCAGAUGACCUCCUGCGCUAGUGGACGCCGAGAGGGACCUUUGGCUUCCUAACGCGGUUGUCGUUGUCCCUGGGGUGUCUUCUAACGUGGUGGCUCUUCGUUUGUCGCUGUAAGUCUCCCCUGCCUGUCGGAUCUGAGUAGCGUCUUGAUUUGUGCACAGGGCUCAUAAUGGCUUCCAGUCACACUGUGUUGAUGCGGUUGGUAGCCUCAGCAUAUUCCAUUGCUCAAAAGGCAGGCAUGAUAGUGAGACAUGUUAUUGCUGAAGGAGACCUGGGAAUUGUGGAGAAGACCUGUGCGACUGACUUGCAGACCAAAGCUGACCGAUUGGUUCAGAUGAGCAUUUGCUCUUCAUUGGCACGGAAAUUCCCCAAACUAACAAUUAUAGGGGAGGAGGAUCUGCCCUCUGAGGAAGUGGAUCAAGAGCUAAUUGAAGAUGGGCAGUGGGAGGAAAUACUGAAGCAACCAUGUCCAUCGCAGUACAGUUCUAUUAAAGAGGAAGAUCUUGUGGUCUGGGUUGAUCCCUUAGAUGGUACCAAGGAGUAUACUGAAGGCCUUCUUGACAAUGUAACAGUUCUUAUUGGAAUUGCUUAUGAAGGAAAAGCCAUAGCAGGAAUUAUUAACCAGCCAUAUUACAACUACCAGAACAAUGAAAAGCAGAAGUUAAGGGAAGACAGGAGUGAAGCAAAGGCAGGACCAGAUGCUGUGUUGGGGAGGACAAUCUGGGGAGUUUUAGGUUUAGGUGCCUUUGGGUUUCAACUGAAAGAAGCCCCUGCUGGGAAACACAUUGUCACCACUACUCGAUCCCACAGCAACAAGUUGGUUACCGACUGUGUUACUGCAAUGAACCCUGAUGAUGUGCUGCGAGUGGGAGGAGCCGGAAAUAAGAUUAUUCAGCUGAUUGAAGGCAAAGCCUCUGCUUAUGUGUUUGCAAGUCCUGGAUGUAAGAAAUGGGAUACCUGUGCCCCGGAAGUUAUUUUACAUGCUGUAGGAGGCAAGUUAACUGAUAUCCAUGGAAAUGCCCUCCAGUACAACAAGGAAGUGAAGCACAUGAACUCUGCAGGAGUCCUGGCUGCACUGAGAAAUUAUGACUACUAUGCGAGUCGAGUUCCAGAAUCUGUUAAACAGGCACUUGUUCCUUAAAAGACAAUUUAAUUUACUUAGCUAGGUAAAGGACUUGUUCUUAAAAUAAUAGAUUUUUAAAUUAAUUGUAUGGAAUCAGAGCUCCAUCUUUAUUCAUUGUUAUUAUCAGUGAUUUACAUUUAGUUAUUUAGGAUCAAGAAAUAGAAUUAAAGUGUUGAGCUCGAUUACACAGCCAAACCAAAUUUGUCAUCUGGAGAAUUUACAAACUUAAUAUGUGAUUUUUUUUUUUCUCUUUUUAUGUGAAGAAAUGAAAAAAGGUUUAGCUCUAGUUGACCAUAAGGCUCAGUUGUUGAAUCAACAUUCCUAUUUUAUAAAACAGAUUUCUUAGGGCUGGCUCUGUGGCAUAGUGGGUAAAGCCACCGCCUGCAGUGCCGGCAUCCCAUAUGGGCAUUGGUUCGAGUCCCAGCUGCUCUACUUGGCCUGAGAAAGCAGUGGAAGAUGAUGGCCCAAGUCCUUGGGCCCCUGCACACACUUGGGAGACCUGGAAGAAGCUCUUGGAACAGAGCUUCCAGAAAAAGCUUCUGGAACAGCUCUCAGGCUGUUGCGGCCAAUUGGGGAGUGAACCAUCUCUCUCUCUCUGCGUGUAACUCUUUCAAAUAAAUAAAUAAAUCUUAAAAAAAAAAAAAAAGAAUACUUACCAAAAAAAAAAAAAUACUGAUUU